This is a messenger RNA of Mizuhopecten yessoensis (Yesso scallop), 321 nucleotides long. RefSeq lists its product as uncharacterized. NCBI's taxonomy places the organism in Eukaryota, Metazoa, Mollusca, Bivalvia, Pectinida, Pectinidae. The coding region runs from base 1 to 321 and encodes 106 amino acids. The record is from RefSeq and is a predicted model, not a curated record. The transcript has 5 exons.
AUGGCUACUUUGGCUACCGACAGCGUAAAUAAUGCUGGCAUGAUGAGCAAAUGCGACCAGAGCGUCUACACACUGACGGAGGCUGGCCUUGACAAAGAAAUGGAUGUGAACGUUAAGGCACCACUGUUCCUUUCAAGACUGGCAAUACCACAUCUGAAGGAAACAAAGGGAUGUAUCGUCAAUGUGUCAAGUAUAUAUUCUAAAGAAAUUACAAAUGAUUGCAUUGGAUAUCACAUGACCAAAGCGGCAACGGACAUGAUGACCAAAGUUCUCGCUAAAGAGCUGGUGACAUACGGAGUGCGUGUUAACUCUAUCAAGUAA